Diabrotica balteata is the source of this 4570-nucleotide messenger RNA. NCBI's taxonomy places the organism in Eukaryota, Metazoa, Arthropoda, Insecta, Coleoptera, Chrysomelidae. The record is from the annotation of a GenBank genome assembly.
GUGGACUUGUGGUUUUCAUACUGCAAAUCAUAUUUUUAAGCUAAUAAAAUGCAUUCGGUAAUAUCUGUGUUAAGUAGGAUCAAAAAUAUUGUUCCCGAGCUUCAAAAUGCUUUACCAAAUUUGACAUUUCAUGAAGUCUCUAAUGCAGAUUUGGAUAAGCAGUUCAAGGAAUCCCACAUAAUAGUAGCUGAUUACGAUCUACUAACACCAUACAUCUACAGUUUACCUCAAGCCAAAUGGGUACAAGGAACAUGGGCAGGUGUUGACGGUUUAAUGGAAAAAAUUACUAAAACUCCAUCAUUUUCAAUUAGCAGGUUCACUGGAAGCAUUUUGGUGCAUUAAUGAGUGAAUAUGUUGUUUCUAACAUUAUAAACUUUGAGAGGAAUGCAUUUGAGAUUAACCAGAACCAAAAAAUGAAGCAGUGGAAGGUAGAUGGAAAAAUAGACGAGCAUAGAGCCAUUUUUGAUUUGACUGUUGGCAUUUUAGGAUUAGGGAAUAUUGGAGAUAGAGUGGCCAGGACAUUAAACUACAUGGGUGCUGUUGUUUUUGGCUACGGCAGAAGACCUACCUUAAACCUUGAAGAGAAUCCUCAUAUAUCAAAGUAUUUUUCGAACAAUAUGCUUCCCCAGCUUUUGCGAGAAUGUGAUUAUGUUGUUAAUACUCUGCCCGAAACUCAAGAAUCGAAAGGAUUGCUAAAUGGAGAUCUUUUAGAAAAUUGUAAAGGUAUGUAUGUCACAUUUAUAGUUAUUUAUGCAACAAAUACUAACGAUGGCUCAUCAUCAAGCGAUUUAUCUGAUGAUUUUUUAUUUCCUGUUUAUUUUUAAUAACAUUCUUCUUCUUCUUGUCCUUUUUGGGCAUUUUUAAUAACAUUAGCAAACAUAAACAACCCAUAACCUGAAUUAACAUGCUGUCAUUUUUCCUGUAAAAAAAGGACAUGACUUUUAAAUCAGCUGGCCACGUAUCUAAGAGGUGGAGGCUAUAAAACAUAUCGAAGAAGAGUAUGACACUAAUAUUUAUUGGUUUCAACCUUAGACAAGAAAAGAGAGAGGACAGGUAACGAUAAUUUAAUAAACUUUCACAAAGUGAAGCCAGUUUCGAUGUGACCGCCAUGUUUUGGUGCCUAUACAUUGCCCGUUACUACCUCUCGCAGUAGUACGAGUAGUAGAUGAUAGAUGAUACAGCUAUGGUAGCCUAGUUAAUAAUCUUAAAUGAUCCGCGAUUGUGCACAAACGUGAGAGACCUGCACAGACGGAUACCUAAUUUGAACAAAUGAAAGGGUCAAUUAUUAAUAAUAUAUGAUUUAAGAUUGGUGAUGUACCGGACACGAAAUGUGAGUACUACAAAGAAUAUUUUAAUAACGCCCUUUCUACUAAAAAAAUUGGUGAUUUUUAGUAAUUUUUACAUCUAACAGGUUGACUGCGUUCACAAAAUAUGUAAACCUCUAAACUGUGCAUUACCGGUCCCCCGGGACCGGUGGCUUGGCGCAAACACGGUGCGUUACCGACCGUCGGGGACCGGUAAUGACGUAAUUAUUUUUUUUAUUUCUACAGUUUUACAAUAUAAAUUAUAAGAGUUUUAAGAUCAAUUAUUAAAAGUAAAAACAUUUAAAAACUUACCAUUGUCAUUCGUUUUUUGAUCAGGUUUCCUGUUAAGAAUAUUUUUGAAGUGUCAAGACAGCUACUAUUUUUUUACAGAUUUAGAUUAAAAGAGUAAAUGAUACAAAACUUCUUAAUAUUUUAUUAGUGUAAAUGAUAUUUGAAAACAAAAAAUAUGUCCUAAACUAAAUAAUAUGUUAUUAGUUAUUAAACAAAAAACAAUAAAGUUUCAGGAAAUUAAACAAUUUUUUCUUAAUUAUUAAACAAAAAACAAUACAGUUUCAGAAAAAUAAACUAUUUUUUAUGAAUGCUAUUAAAGCAAGAUAAACACAUUCCUGGUUGACCAGGACAUUCAUUGCAAUAACUUGUUACUUUUGUCACCAUAUUACUUGCCUGUUUGCUUGAAUGUGUUUCUCUUAAUUUAUGAUAGCAUCCUUGGCAUUGUCUUCUCCUUUUCUUUCCAGGUCCUGAUGGUUUAACAAAAGUAUGGAUAACUCUUUUGGGAGUAGUGGUGUUUUCGUAUGCAACUGGAGUAACAAGUAACUCUUGUGCCAAUCUUUUUCUAAAUUCCAUUAUAGAUAACUUUGUGGAACAAGUAAUAUUGUUAUAAACAAUCCAGGCAUUUACAAUAGAUGUUCCGAGCAAAAAUUCAAAAGCUAGUUUACGGUACCAUUUUAAACUUUUUCUUAAAACGGAAUGAUACGAACUCAUCUGAUCACUAAAGUCUACUCCUUUUUUUGCUUGAUUGUAAUCAAUAAUUGCCUUUGGUUUCAUCACAAGCUCACGUUGCCAGUUCCGCUUUCCUGUUGGUUUUAAGGUAGUUGUAUGGGUUGGAUCAGUACUUAACAUCAGAACUGGCCGUUUGUCCAUCCAUCUUAUAAUACGUAACGAGUUGUUCUGAGCACCCCAAAUUUCUCCUUUUUUCAUUUUUUUAGGUAUCGUUUUGGGAAUACCUCUUCUGUUAGACCUCAGGGUUCCACAAUAAAUUAUUUUUUUUUGAAUAACGAUUUGGCUAAAGGUAAACUGGAGUAAUAAUUAUCAGCAUACAAGUAGCGGUAGUAACCAUCUUUGAAUUCAACAUUUUGGAGAAGGUCAUAUACUAUCUGCUCACUUUGACAAGUAUUUGCAUUAGUAGUCGUAUUUUUACCACGAUAAACGAUUAUGUUGUUAGUAUAUCCAUCCACUGUACAUAAUUUAUAUAAUUUAAUUCCAUACGGGUGUGUUUUAUUUGGGAGAUAUUGCUUUAUUUGUAGUCUUCCUUGAUAAGGUACUAUACUUUCAUCGACAACCAAAAUCCGUCCUGGUGUUAAUGCAGCUUGAAAAUUUUUAUUCAAUACUUUUAAAACUUCACCUAACUUAUAGAGCCGAUCAUCUUUAUUACACUGCUCAUUAUUACAAAAAUGAAUGCAACGCAUCAAUAAAAGGAACCUGUCUCGUCUCAUGGUAUUAGUAAUAAACUCAUUCCUGAACAUGGGAUCUUUUGACCAAUACAAAUUUAUUGCGGGACCAUCAACUAAUCCCAUAACUAUACAUAUUGAAAAAAAACGUUUAAGUUCGGCUACAUCGCAGUCAACCCAGGAACGUAUACGUGAUUUUGAUCGAUGUAUAUUUAACAACAUUUGCCGAGCAAAUCUAUUUGUUUCAGUAACAAUAUUCUGUAAAAGAUCAUCAGUUACAAAUAACUUGUAAGCGUCUAUAGGAUUUUUUAUUUCAUUAACGUUAAAAUUUAAUAUAGGCAACUCUUGAUAUUGUUGCAACUCACCAGCUUCAUUGUCACUCUCAUCUAUAUCAUGCCACUCGUUUUCAUCAUCAUUUUCAGAUUCUGACAUUUUUUCACUUUCAAUUUCUGUCUCAUUAUUAUCAUCAAAUAAAUCACUCGUACUUACAUCACUGCAAGAGUCAUCUGAAGAAAGAACAUAGUUUUUGUCGAUUACAGAAUCGUCCGAAUCAAAAGGAUCGUCCCGUUCAUUUUCACUGUCACUGUUUGGCAACUCUGCAAGCACAUGAUCUCUUGAAUCACCAGGACUUUGGCGCGCAUUUACAACACUUGGGUUAUCUUCGUUAUAUUUUUUAUUUUCAAAUGAAGUACUCGGUUCGUUACACUCUACAGUUUUUGUUUUGUUUGUAUCAGCUGUUUUAGCUAAAAACAAAAUCUUUUUAACGCGAGAUGACAUUUUUAGACUAGUAAAACACAGACAUAAACACACCUGCUAUUGAAAUACAAACGAUACUAAACGUGGAUUGACUGCGCAAGCAAGCAUAUAUAAAUAUGCACCGGUCCCACAGGACCGGUCUCGCACCCGAGUAACAAAUUGUAAUGUCUGUGCGUUACCGGCCCCCAAAGCCCGGUACAUUUUUUUCUUUUAAAAAUGUUUGGAAUCUUGAAACAAGUAUAAUGCUGUUUUUAGCAUUUAAAACAAACGAAUAUUAACGAAGAUAUGCUUUUCGCAAUUUUUAAAAGUUUGCAGUUUUCACAUACCGCACUUUAAUAAUAACGAACACCGGUCCCACGGGACCGGUAACGCAGUCCACCUGCUAAAGUCAAUGUCUUUCACUCCUUGACUUUUUUAUUAUUAUUUUAGAUAAACAAACUGUAUUUAUAAAUGUUGGAAGAGGAUCAAUAAUAUCAGAAGAAGCAUUAAUAAGAGCUUUAGAGAACAAAUGGAUAUCAGGAGCAAUUUUAGAUGUCUUUGAAAAAGAGCCAUUAACGACUGAUAGCGCCUUGUGGAAAAUGCCUAAUGUGAUCAUUACCCCGCAUGUGUCAGCUUGUUCUCGCUCAAAAGAUAUAGCUCAACUGUUGAAAGACAAUUUAGAAUAUUAUAGAAAAAAUUUACCAAUUCCAGCUACUGUAGAUUUCAAUAAAGGCUACUGAGAACAAAAUACCAAAGAUGGACAGCUGAAAUAUCUUUUACAAACACAGUGUGAUAUUUUUACCAUAUGUUACAUUUAAAUAUAUCUAUAAAUAUACAUUUCAU